AGAAUGGAGCUUACAAUGGGCAGUGCAUUGAGAGGAUACGACCAAAAGAUACAGAACAGAAGUGGCAGAAAGUUCGCGCCUUCGUUGUCAUAUCGGCGACGCCAGCAGAGGACCACAAAAGAGACGCGACGAUUCACGCAGGAUGAACAUGGAAGCACAAUAGUGGAGCAGGGAGUUGGCAAAACAUGGGAAAGGAUGGCAGGCCCAAGGCAAACGCGCUGGACUACGACAGUUCCAGGAAAGUGCGCUGCGAGGGACUGGGCAAUGACGGCGAGGGCGACCUGGGGGCAUUCGACGCGGAUGCGACAGAGGAGAAGGUUGCCGUCCUGGACUUCAACCACCCCUUCGCUGGGAAGAGUUUCACAAUGACCCUCACCCUGCUCAGCUGCGAAGAAGCGGAGCCGGUCGGGUCUUUGGCGGGACUUGCGCCGCUGCGACUGCGACGACCGUUGUGCGGCCAGGGCGCGAGGGGCAGCCGCCCCCACAGCGACCGCGAGGUUGCGAUCGACUGGAGCCUCGAGAGCACCAGCGCGGUUCGGCCAGAGGAGGUCCACAGCGAGUCCCUCACCCAGGUCGGGAAUGUCACCGCCAACCUGAUGGACAUGCCCAUCACCCUGCCCCGAGGCCCUCUCGAGCCUGCCGUCGACGUGGGAAGGGAGCCCCCUGGUAGUCGUGAAGCUGCCCCAGCUGAUCCUCCUGCUUGGACGGACAGUGUCCCGCCCACCGCUGCCACGGACUACCAUGCCCACCAAGCGGAGCAGCGGCUCAGGCGUUUCCUCAACAGGCUGGCGGACCUAGCGGGUCAGUGGAUCUUUGCGAUGGCCAUGCGAGAUGGAGGUCACGACUCGUGGAUGGCCCACUGCAUCGGGGAGACGAGCGAGCACCUUGCGACGGAGCCCUUCGACGCUCUCUUCGAGGACAUGUUGCCUGUCGGGGCCAUGCGCACGAGGCAGCAGCGCGCUCGUGAGGUGCGCGAGGAAGCAUGGAGACGGGGCUGCCCAGCCCGCAUGGCCGCCACGCUGCUGCCGCCAUGGUUCCCCCCAGCCACCCGCGCGAGGCCCAGAGGACUGCGGCGCGCGGCAGAAAUUGGAACGCCGCCCGUCGUCUUGUCCCAGCCGCCGACGGCCGACUACCAGUUCGCCGAGUCCGUCGAGCGCCCGCGCGCGGUCGGCGCGCUCGAGCCCGCCGGCGGCAUCCGCACAGCAAACUGCAAGGCGCGAUCUGCGCCGGACCUCCACAAGCAGCACCCUGCUUCCGGUUGUCAGGCGACGUCGACCAGUCGAUACCACCUCGGGCCACGGAACGGCGCGAUGGAGCGGAAGAGGCUGGCCGUGAUGUCGCAGUCAUUGCUCCAGGGCCUCUGCAGGGCCCAGGGGCUGCCCGCGGGCGGCGGCAAGGACGAUCACGGGCUGAGGCUGGUCGGGCAGCAGCAGCAGCAGGGCAGGCGCAGGCGGGGCGCGGGCGGGGCGCCCGAGGCGGCGCCUCGGGGCGGGGUGGCGCCCGCGGCCGCGCUGCAGGUGCGCGACGCGGGCCUGACGACGGUGGUGGCGGCCAGCUGCGGGGCCUCGGCGAAGCGGCCGCGGGGCCCGCCGGGCGGUGGCGAGGUGGAGGCGGCCGCUGCCCUGCCCGGCGACUUCGCGCGCCCGCGGGCGGUCGGCGCCGGCGAGGUCGCAUUCCGGCUGCUCCGCUGCAGGAGGUGCUCCGUGCUGUUCGACGUCGGCAGGGCGCAGUAUUCCCAGGGCGCCGGCGAUUUCUGGUGCCCGAGCUGCAGGUUCCAGGCCAUGGACCCCUUCAACGAGGUCCCGGCCGACGGCGGCGUCCUGCACUGCGCCCUGGUGGACGGCGCACGCGUGCAGCUGGCUCUGGACCUGCCGCGGCUCGGCCUGUGGCGAGAGGAGGGCGAGUCCGUGGAGGCGCGGAUGCUCCUGGUGGACAGCGCGUCGCUGCACCAGGUCUGGCCGAGGGAGGUCACGGCCGAGGCCAACGGGCGCGCGCUCUUCCACAUACGCCCGCCCGGGCCCGAGCGCCGGCGCCGGGACCUGCCGCAGAACGUGACCGCGGGCCUGAGGCCCGGCCAGAACACGCUGGAGUUCCGCCUCGAGGACGACGGGCUCCUCGGCGGCUUCGCCCUCGCCCUCGUGCGCGUGGCGCCGCGCAGCGUCCGCCAGCUGUGCUGCCAGGUGGUGGCCGCCAGGCGGCCGCAGGCCUCGUGCCGCGCCCACCUCCUCGCGCUGCGGGCCGGCGGCGCUGGCGCAGAGGACGGCGUCGAGUGCCUGGGCUCGGACCGUCUGAAGCUGCGGUGCCCCAUCACGCUGGAGCGCGUCAGGGAGCCCGUGAGAGGCGCGCGAUGCCGCCACCUGCAGUGUUUCGGGCUGCGCGCCUUUUGCAGGAGCAACCAAGGCAUGUCGGCCUUCAACAAGCGGUGGGAGUGCCCUCUGUGCGGCGGCGGGGUGAGGCCCUGCGACCUCGAGGUCGACAGCUACGUCGAGCACAUCGGGGGACGCAGCAGCUGGCCGCCGAGGAGGUCGUCCUGCGGGCGGACGGCACGUGGAGCGUGGCCGAGGCGGCGCAUCGGCAGAUGA
Messenger RNA from Prorocentrum cordatum, 2582 nucleotides. The record is from the annotation of a GenBank genome assembly. Lineage: Eukaryota; Dinophyceae; Prorocentrales; Prorocentraceae.